AUGAGCUACAAGAAGAAUCGCGAACACGACCCGCUCGCACAGUCGAUUGGCAAGCCGACUCCGUUCGAUGCUCGUGGAAAUCCGCGCGUGACAUUCUCCACUCCCUCACGAAAACCAUCGAAGCGGAUUAUCCUCCCAAGCAGCGAGCCUGUGUAUGAGCUAUGGCAACUACGGGAAACAGUUGGUAAUCUUGAUGGAGCCGGCGAGGAGCCCAAAAUGGAAGAAAAGUCUCGAAAAAUUGCACUCUCUCGGAUGUACGCACACCCAAAACCGACUCCCGAGCAACAAGAGCUUAUUAUGCAAGUACUUUCCUACCGCGUUAGCCAGCUUGACGCGCUCAAUUGGAAUGCUGUCGAACCAACGGAGUAG
Messenger RNA from Schizosaccharomyces japonicus yFS275, 369 nucleotides. RefSeq lists its product as hypothetical. The record is from RefSeq and is a predicted model, not a curated record. The transcript has a single exon. The coding region runs from base 1 to 369 and encodes 122 amino acids. NCBI's taxonomy places the organism in Eukaryota, Fungi, Ascomycota, Schizosaccharomycetes, Schizosaccharomycetales, Schizosaccharomycetaceae.